Phragmites australis (common reed) is the source of this 837-nucleotide messenger RNA. RefSeq names its product hydroxyproline O-galactosyltransferase GALT6-like. Lineage: Eukaryota; Viridiplantae; Streptophyta; Magnoliopsida; Poales; Poaceae. The transcript is spliced from 4 exons. Gene Ontology annotation, molecular function: galactosyltransferase activity. Bases 1 to 498 code for a protein of 165 amino acids. Gene Ontology annotation, cellular component: Golgi membrane. The record is from RefSeq and is a predicted model, not a curated record.
AUGGAAAAGGAGAGAAGACUCUUUUGCACCCUUCCUUUCUUAAACCUCUACUCCCCCGACCACCUCCUCGGCUCCGGCACGGCCCGGCAGGCCUCCUCCCGCCAGCACCGGCUGGCCAUCUCCAGCUUCGACGUGCGCGCGCUCGACGCCACCCCGACGCCCCACGCGGAGUCCGAUUGGCUCGGAGAAGAGUACCCACCCUACGCUGAUGGUGCAGGCUACAUUGUUUCCUCUGACAUUGCAAAUUUCGUCGUAUCUGAAAUGGAAAAUGGAAGACUAAAUCUGUUCAAGAUGGAGGAUGUGAGCAUGGGGAUGUGGGUGGGGCAGUUCAACGGCUCGGGGACAGGGAACGCCGUGGCGUACAUCCACAUCGCCAGGUUCUGCCAAUCCGGCUACGUCGACUACUACCUCACCGCACACUACCAAUCGCCAGCGCAAAUGGUAUGCCUCUGGGAAAAGCUGGGGCAAGGCAAGCCGCAGUGCUGCAACGCAAGGUGACUCGAAGCUCUCGCUCUGAAAGGUGAAACCUCACCGCCCUGGGAUAGGUAGGCUAAGCACAGUUUCAGGAGCAACUUGGCAAGUAAGCUUUAGGAGAAAACAUGAUGCAUGUCAUACAUCUGCACGGCAUAUGCACAGUCAGUACAUGAUAGGAGGGUAUAGCUCGGUCUUUUCAGUGACCGGAAUCAGUGGUAACCACAAAAUAUGUCGGAUCAAGGUAUAGUUGACACAUCAUAUCUGUAACAUAAAUGAUCCAUAUCAUAGUCAUCUCUUGGCACAUAGAUUAUACAUAUCAUGGUAUACUCCCUUGAGCUUUUUAUGGUAUCUUCUACUGAUCGU